Glycine soja is the source of this 1894-nucleotide messenger RNA. RefSeq names its product 1-aminocyclopropane-1-carboxylate synthase 7-like. Gene Ontology annotation, molecular function: pyridoxal phosphate binding; transaminase activity. Gene Ontology annotation, biological process: biosynthetic process; amino acid metabolic process. The coding region runs from base 249 to 1571 and encodes 440 amino acids. The transcript has 3 exons. Lineage: Eukaryota; Viridiplantae; Streptophyta; Magnoliopsida; Fabales; Fabaceae. The record is from RefSeq and is a predicted model, not a curated record.
CUCAAUCAGCGGCUUCCUUUUUCAGCUUUCUCUAGUUUCUCUCUACUAACAAAAGCUUUUUUGCUUCCCAUAAAAGACCUCUCUGCAAUCCAAGAUUUUUCAUUUUUAACUUUGCACUACUGUUAACGUAUACUUAUUUUUCUUUCCCAACGUAUCACAUCUCUCAAUUUCUUUCUCUUUUCGUUACCCUUUAAUUUCCUCAUCAACCCCCUUUUUUUUCCUCUCGGAAAGAGUUGCAAGUAGUUAUUAUGGGUAUCAAGAUUGAGCAAGAGCAACCUUGUGUUGAGCUUUCAAGAGUUGCGGUUUCUGAAACUCAUGGUGAAGACUCCCCCUAUUUUGCUGGGUGGAAAGCCUAUGACGAGAACCCUUAUGAUGAAUUAACAAACUCCUCCGGAGUUAUACAAAUGGGAUUGGCAGAAAAUCAAGUUUCAUUUGAUUUGCUGGAAAAGUACUUGGAGGAACACUCAGAGGCCUCAACAUGGGGAAAAGGAGCUCCUGGUUUCAGAGAGAACGCUUUGUUCCAAGACUACCAUGGACUUAAAUCAUUCAGAACAGCAAUGGCAAGCUUCAUGGAACAAAUAAGAGGAGGGAGAGCGAAAUUUGACCCAGAUAGAGUGGUCCUCACAGCAGGCGCAACUGCAGCCAAUGAACUCUUAACCUUCAUUCUUGCAAACCCAGGAGAUGCUCUACUUGUUCCAACGCCUUACUAUCCAGGAUUUGAUAGAGAUUUAAGGUGGAGAACUGGGGUGAACAUAGUUCCAAUCCAUUGUGACAGCUCAAACAACUUCCAAAUCACUCUUCAAGCUUUGGAGGCUGCAUAUAAAGAAGCAGAAGCAAAGAACACAAGAGUAAGAGGAGUGUUGAUCACAAACCCAUCAAACCCCUUAGGUGCAACAAUUCAACGGUCGGUUCUGGAGGAGCUUCUUGACUUCGUGACUCGCAAGAACAUCCACCUUGUCUCAGAUGAAAUCUACUCAGGCUCAGUGUUUUCCUCCUCCGAGUUCGUGAGUGUAGCAGAAAUCCUCGAAGCUCGCCAAUACAAGAACGCAGAAAGGGUUCACAUUGUUUAUAGCCUCUCCAAGGACCUUGGUCUUCCUGGUUUCAGAGUUGGAACUAUUUAUUCAUACAAUGAUAAGGUUGUGACCACAGCGAGAAGGAUGUCAAGUUUCACCUUAAUAUCCUCUCAGACACAGCACCUUUUGGCGUCUAUGUUGUCUGAUAAGAAGUUCACAGAGAACUACAUUGAGACCAACAGGCAGAGGCUGAAGAAGAGGUACCAAAUGAUCAUUGAAGGGUUGAGAAGGGUUGGCAUAGAGUGUUUGAAAGGGAAUGCAGGGUUGUUUUGCUGGAUGAAUCUGAGUCCACUGUUGGAGAAGCCAACUAGGGAAGGAGAAUUGGAGCUUUGGAAUGCUAUUUUGCAUGAAGUGAAACUCAAUAUCUCUCCGGGGUCUUCUUGUCAUUGUUCUGAACCGGGUUGGUUCAGGGUGUGUUUUGCAAAUAUGAGUGAGCAGACGCUGGGAGUGGCACUGGAGAGACUACGUAACUUCAUGGAACGAAUGAAGAAAGACUAAUGGUGCUGUCAUCAUAAGUUCUAUGAAUGUUGUUGUUUUUAUAAUAGUACUAUAUUGUUAUUUGUUAUUUUCUUUAUUUUUAAAUGGUUCUGGCCAUUUUGAUAAAUUCUUUAUUUUUGGGUAGCAACAAAACCCAAAACCCAUGUAAGGAAAAAGCAAAUGUAUACUGUAGAACAGCAGAUUCGCUGCCUCAAGUAGUGAAGUGUCCUAGUUGUUGUUUGCUUGCUUAACUUAAGCAAGUUGAUUACUUAAUUAAAAACUCCUUUUGUAUGAUUAAAGUGAAAUAUCUAUUAAUGAAAAAUGUUGUCUCUAAAUUAUGUAUA